Molecule: messenger RNA, 3024 nt
Organism: Penicillium riverlandense
Lineage: Eukaryota; Fungi; Ascomycota; Eurotiomycetes; Eurotiales; Aspergillaceae
Product: DNA ligase (ATP) DNL4
Exons: 6
Coding region: 1-3024 (1007 amino acids)
Biological process (GO): nucleotide-excision repair, DNA gap filling; DNA biosynthetic process; double-strand break repair via nonhomologous end joining
Cellular component (GO): DNA ligase IV complex
Molecular function (GO): ATP binding; DNA ligase (ATP) activity; DNA binding
Source: RefSeq, a predicted model, not a curated record
AUGGACUCUGAUGAGAUAGUUCCCGAACCCACCUACCCGGAGCGCGAGGAGGACCUGGAUGAAAAAUAUCCCAAUCGGCCCCACAACCAUGCCGCGACACUGCCCUUCCACGAGCUAUACGCAAGCCUCUUCAACCCACUCAGCGAGAUCAAAAAGAAACCCGCCGGCCCAGUGCCUGCACGCCGGAAACUCGGCCCACACGGCCAAAGCACUAGCAACCUGAACCCGUUCGAGCGCCGGCGCGAUGUCAUCGAGCGGUUUAUCUCACGCUGGCGCAAGGAUGUCGGCGACGACAUCUACCCUGCUUUCCGACUGAUUUUGCCGGACAAGGAUCGAGACCGGCCCAUGUACGGGAUCAAGGAGAAGGUCAUUGGCAAGAUGCUCGUCAAGAUCAUGAAGAUCAAUAAGGAAUCCGAGGAUGGGUACAAUCUGCUGAAUUGGAAGCUGCCGGGCCAGACGGCUGCGACGCGCAUGGCGGGCGACUUUGCGGGUCGCUGUUACGAUGUGCUUUCCAAACGGCCCAUGCGGACGGAGGCCGGUGACAUGACUAUCGCAGAGGUCAACGAGAAGCUGGAUAAACUCUCUGCGGCGACAAAGGAGAGCGAGCAGCUUCCGAUCUUAUCGGAUUUCUAUCGGCACAUGAAUCCCGAGGAGCUCAUGUGGCUGAUUCGCAUUAUCCUGCGGCAGAUGAAGGUCGGGGCUACGGAGCGCACGUUCUUCGAUGUCUGGCACCCUGAUGCGGAAAACUUGUACAGUAUCUCUAGUAGCCUGCGACGCGUGUGUUGGGAGCUACAUGAUCCGAAUAUCCGUCUUGAGGCGGAGGACCGAGGCAUUGCGUUGAUGCAGUGUUUCCAGCCUCAGCUGGCUCAGUUCCAGAUGCAUUCGUUUGAGAAGAUGAUUGCACGGAUGCGUCCGACGGAGGAGGAUUCUGUGUUUUGGAUCGAAGAGAAACUGGACGGAGAGCGCAUGCAGCUGCACAUGGCGCCGGAUAACUCCGUUCCUGGUGGUAGGAAGUUUGGGUUUUGGUCUCGAAAGGCUAAAGACUACACGUAUUUGUAUGGGAAUGGCAUCUACGACGAGAAUGGGGCUUUGACGCGGCAUCUCAAAGACGCCUUCGUCGAUGGGGUGCAGAGUCUUAUCCUGGACGGCGAGAUGAUCACCUGGGAUCCGGAGCAGGAUGCUCCUGUCCCAUUUGGAACUCUCAAGACGGCAGCAAUCGCCGAGCAACGCAAUCCGUUUUCAAAUGGCCCUCGGCCUCUGUUACGCGUCUUUGAUAUUCUUUAUCUCAACGGACGGGAUCUGACCAAGUACACCCUCCGUGACCGACGCAAUGCUUUACAGAAAACUAUCCGGCCUGUUCAUCGCAGAUUCGAGAUCCACCCUUACGAAGAAGCCACCACCGCCGCAGAGGUCGAGACCUCACUGCGCAAGGUUGUUGCAGAGGCCUCUGAGGGUCUCGUGUUGAAGAACCCGCGUUCUCCAUACCGGCUGAACGAGCGCCACGAUGACUGGAUGAAGGUGAAACCGGAAUACAUGACCGAGUUCGGCGAAUCCCUCGAUGUAGUUGUGGUCGGUGGAUACUACGGCUCUGGCCAUCGUGGAGGAGCGCUAGCCAGCUUCCUAUGUGGCCUUCGAGUCGACGAUGCUCAUUUCUCCCAAGGCGAAGAAUCCAUGAAAUGCUGGUCAUUCUGUAAGGUUGGCGGGGGAUUCACUGCUGCUGAUUACCAGGAAAUCCGCCACCACACGGACGGCAAAUGGAAGGAAUGGGAUCCCAAAAAACCGCCCACGUCUAUUGUCGAGCUGGCCGGCGGAGACGCGCAGCAUGAACGUCCAGAUAUGUGGAUCAAGCCGUCGGAUUCGGUUGUGCUUUGUGUCAAGGCUGCGUCCGUGUCUGUCAGCGAUCAAUUCCGCAUGGGUCUGACGUUGCGGUUCCCCCGAUUUAAGAAACUGCGCAAGGAUAAGAACUGGAAAAGCGCGCUCUCGGUCCAGGAGUUCCUGGACCUCAAAGCGAAUGCGGAACAGGAACAUCGAGAGAAGGAAUUCUCUUUGGACAAUUCGCGGAAGAAGCGGAUCAAGCGGACUACGAAGAAGCCCUUGACGAUUGCUGGGUAUGACGAGAAAGAGGUUGUCCAGUACGCUGGACCUUCCGGGAAUAUUUUUGUUGGUCUUAACUUCUUCGUCAUGACUGGGUCUACUGUACCAGACAAGAAAUCAAAACUCGAGCUGGAACAGCUAGUUAAAGCCAACGGCGGUAAAAUCCUUCAGAUCAAUACUGCCGCACCGGAUACGAUCUGCGUUGCUGAGCGAAGAACCGUGAAAGUGGCUUCGCUACAAAAGAGCGGCGAAGUGAACAUUAUCCGCCCGUCUUGGAUUCUGGACUGUGUCAAACAGAACGAAGUAGACGUCGGCCUGCCUGACUUUCUUCUCCCGUUUGAACAUCGGCAUAUGUUUUUCACGGCAGAAGGCAAGGAGGCGGAAGUCACUGCCAAUACAGACCGGUUUAUGGACAGCUAUGCCCGUGACACGACAGUCGACGAGCUUAAAGAUAUCCUGAAACAGAUGGAGGAAAGCCAAGACCAAACCACCAUCUCCGCAAACCUCCACGCUCUGCACAAAGUCGAAGCCCGCAUCCAGGAGAGAGUAGAUCUGGGAUACACCGUCCCCUGCGGCUGGCUAUUCAAGGGCCUAACCUUCUUGUUCUUCUCCAAACCGGAUCGAGAGAACACCGACGAGGAAGAAGACCUGCCUCUCCGUCUGGCGCGGAAUACCGCCCAGUUCGCUAGCGCGCAACUCGCCUCGUCGCUAACAGAUAAGCGCGUCACACACGUCAUUGCCAACCCGGAAACUCUCUCUGCGUCGACGAUCUCAUCGCUGAGGGGAUCAUUGGCUGCAAGGCCCGGGAAGAAGGUGCCGCAUCUCGUUAGUUUGGAGUGGGUGCAGGAAAGCUGGAGGAAUGGGACUUUGCUGGAUGAAGAGCGUAAGUUGACUCCCUUCCCCCCCCCCCUCGAGUUCAACCCUAAUUAG